Messenger RNA from Pocillopora damicornis (cauliflower coral), 1334 nucleotides. RefSeq lists its product as uncharacterized. NCBI's taxonomy places the organism in Eukaryota, Metazoa, Cnidaria, Anthozoa, Scleractinia, Pocilloporidae. The record is from RefSeq and is a predicted model, not a curated record.
UCCCGCACCGUUCACCGUGGUCAUAACAUACUCUCUGCGGGUUGUUUUCCUAGUUCGGCAAGACACAAUCAACUUCGAGAAAUAAUUAUAAAAGUUAAGUUCAGGCUCUAAGAUGCCUCCGAUUUUGGCAACAGGCUUUAGAAGAAGGAGAACUUUCAGGGAUUAUUUCUUUGAUACGCUUCAAGUUGUCCAUUUUUUAAUAGCAAUGGGAUUUUUGUGGGCUGGAGUUGUUGAGUUCAUCCGUAAUCCACCGUACUUCGAUGCUUAUGGCGAUGCAGCUACGUGGAAUGAUUUGCCAAAAGGACUGUUUGUGACUGAUCCAAGGAAUAUCAAUACAGAGCAAUCUCUUCGCCUCAUGGAUCUACCAAUCCUUUUUAUGCUAUUGUCCUAUUUUGUUGUGUGCUGGUGGUUAAAGUUUAAAGGCUUGUCCUGGAUUUUAACAGCUUGUAUCACCCUUGUACUGCUUUGUUUCUUCUUUGUUAAUUUCUGGGCCUCGGAUCUGUUUGACUGGAGAUAUUACAGACCAAGAAUGAGGGGUCUUGAAACCCAAGUAUUCACACUUUCACUGGCUCUCACAACAACAUAUGUUGUGUUGUUCUACUCAAGAAAGAAGAUGCCAUUCAAAUUUAAGUCCACCCUUCCCAUCCGACCAUUUGGGAAGAUACAUGUGUUCUGCAACUUUGCAGCAAUGUUUGUGAUUGUCUACUUCUGUUUGAUAAUGUGGUUCUCCAAACUCUAUGUAUCUUGGUCUUGCUUCAAAAACUACAAAGAAGUUUUGCUAUUAUGUCAGAGCACCACCAUGGUACAAUGCUUUCCAUGUAAUAGCUGUGAUCCAGAUGGAUUAAAAAGCUGUGUUAGUGAACAACACAAGAUGUUUCAUUGUCAGGGGGUUCUAAAAGAUCAGGGAGCCUUCUGCAUCUUCAACUACAACCUCAGUGUCUUUGUCUUUCUCACAGUUUUUGCCUAUGUUGGUGGCUUAGUAGUGUUUCUUAGCAAAGUCUUCACCAUCUUGCUCCAUUACACAUUUCGAGCAUUCUUCCUCUUCAUGAAAUGGUGUCAGAUUAAAUUUGGUGCUAGGGAAGGGCACAGAACUAGCAUGGAUCUUCCUACCAUUCAGGAUAACAUUGCAAAUGUGUCUAUACAAGAACCAUUCCAAUAUGUUGAAAGGAACACUGAUAACGAGGCCCAAGUUACAGACAAUAGCUGUCGUUUAAAUGCCAGUAUUGAUACAUGUCACAUAGAGGAAGGUGAUCCAUUUGUUGAAGCUCUUGUGGCAUAGUUUUCAUGACAGCGGAAGAUUCAAGAGAAUUCAGAUAUUAAUGGAAUUAUUAAUA